Molecule: messenger RNA, 16536 nt
Organism: Paramuricea clavata
Lineage: Eukaryota; Metazoa; Cnidaria; Anthozoa; Malacalcyonacea; Plexauridae
Source: the annotation of a GenBank genome assembly
GUCUGCAAUUCUGCGAAGGAGUGAUUCCACGAAUAGCCUACUAUUUGCGACACGUUUCUUAAGCAUUCUUCAUGCUAUAAUUUUACCUAGCUUUGAACGUUUAAAUAUAGGAAAGUUGUAUUUUAAUAGCGCGAUAUGUUAUUCAUCUACUGAGCGUUCACUAUAUGACCUAUAUUAUUAUCAAAGUAUGGCAACUGCUGUGGUCGAGAAACCGGAAGUGAUGGUUAGAGAUCAACUUAUUCCACUUCAAGAGUUUGACAGAGUACGAAAUGCUGUUUGCUUAUUGAGACCCAAUGAUCUAAGGUAAAAUCAAUCACAUUAGCCGAGUUAGCACUUGGCAGGAGGACAUUUCUAGCGUGAUUUUCAAACAAAAUGUUUACCAUUUAAUAUAACUACAGUAUGAAUUUUUAUACUUAACGCCUGAAUUUUAUACUUGAUUAAUACUUUGAUUGCUAGACUGCAGUUUAAUGGACACCAGUGGCAGUGUGUUGCUGGCAUUAGUCAUGCGGACUGUGGCCUUGCUUAAUGCAGGUUUUGGCAGCAAAAUGCAAAAACCCCCAAAAUAAUAAUUCUAGAGUUAGGGUUUCAGGGUUGGGUUUAUUUCCUGUAUGGGGCCAUUCACAAAAUAUGUGACGCUUGUGGGGGUAGGGUGUUUGAUCAGGAGUCGCAUACUGUCACAAGGGUGGGGAGGGGUAUCACAAGUGGUAUCAUGUGACAGAGAAGCAUAUAGGGGAAGAUUUAUAACAAAACAAGACCGUGCUUGCAAAUAUGUGUCCCUUAAUGACAAGUCAGUGGGUUUUUUUUUUAUCAAAACACUCCUACUGGCAUCGCCAUGGAAUAUGGCACUCCCAUUUUAUUCAACGAUCCAGCGAGAACCUGAGUGGGAAAUUGUUUAGGCCAAGGUUUUAAGGCAUUGAAAUAGUGUCGAUUUGUAGAUAACGUUUUGAAUCUGUUGUUGCAUAUUAAAUUGUUUUGUGAGUAUAUUUGGAGAAGGGGAGUGGUUGGCUCAGAGUUGCAUAUUUUAUGAUGAGGGUGUACUGCUAGCUGUCACACACUGUCACAAGGGGGUUAAGGACAGGUAAAAAAUGGAGUCACAUAUUUUGUGAAUGGCCCCUACUGUCCGCUACACUGCAGUUGUGAUCAAUGUCAUUUCCCCUGGGGAGAAGGGAAGAAUGUGCCUCCCCCCCCCUCACAUUUGGAUAUUCGUAAUACAAUCUUCAGUAGGUUGUUCCAGGAAAGAUUCACCCUGGCCACAAGGGGGAAAUUUCUGCCAUCUGGAGGGGAUAUUAGGACAUUCGGAGGGGUUAGGGUAUUUGGAAGGGUUAGGGGAUUGACAUUCCAAUUUCCUCUGUGGGGGAGGCACGGAUGUUUUCUAGAAUGACCCAAUAGAUUAUAUCUGCUGGGCAGCUUUGCCUCCCCUCACUUUUCAGAAUGUAUUUUCACUCUUGCUUAUAAACUGCAGUUUUUAUAUUACAGUAUAUUAACUGUUGACUUAUAAAUUGCAGUUUUUAUUAACCCAUUAAUGCUCAAGACUCUCCCCUUGACAAAUAAAAUCAUCUGGUGUUAGACAGAGUAAAGUAAUAAAGUAGAGUGAAUUUGGGCUCAUUGCAGCUCAAUGGGUUAUCUGUCGAUCAGUAUGACCAGAUGGGAGCUAUCAAGGAAAUCUAAACACUGUCAAAAUUGGGAAGGGAACUUUUUCCUAAAACUAUCACAUGCAACCUGCUUACAACUUCAGUUGUACUGUGUAAAUCAAGUACACAGCUCACCCACAACAAUGACAAAUAUUUCAGAUGUGUGUUAGUCAGAGUGAAAUCAAGUUUGUAAAAUUAAAAAUUCUAGUUCAUAUUAAUUAACCCUUUAGCACUAGCACUCUUCCAUUGAAGGGUAAAAUUGUUAGAGGGGUAAAGUAAUAAAGUAGUGUGAAUAAGGGUGCAAUGUAAUUUAAUUGGGUAACAAGACACAUCCAUUGUAAGGCAAACCAGGUUAGCAUGUUUUGCAGAUCAGGCCAGUUUGUCAUUUGCUUCCUGCAAACUAAGGCAGACUGGAUUACACUGGAUGUUGUAAAGGGGAAGAAAUGCCUCAGUCUUUAUUUUCCAAAAUUGCAUUGUAAUUUUUUGGUUCCAAGUGGUUCCUUUAUGGUUACUGCAUGUAACAUGUCUAAAGGCGGUUUUCCAGUCCUCGCAGCUCGCUGCGAGUGCUUGCAUCUAAUUAAAAUUAACUGUUUAGCAUUGUGAUUGGAUGAAAGUGCUCAUGCAUGCACUCGCAGCGAGCUGCGAGGAGCUUCGUGUGAGGACUGGAAAUCCGCCUUAACACAUUGGAAAUUUAAGAUCUUUAAAAUACUGCAUAAAUAUUGGAAUAAAGAAACACUUCUUGGUGAAGCAACAGGAGGAGCUACAUCAGAAAGCUGCAGAAUAUUUUGAUAGAGGAUACAACUACCUGAAAUAUUGUGUUGGCAUCCUUAAAUGUACUUGCCCCUUGAAGGAAGCCAACUACCAACCCUACUGGUACUGUACCUCUUCACGUUGUAGGUAAUAUCAGAUAAGGGACCGGUAAUUAUUUAUGGUGGGGGGUGGCACCGAAGAGAAAAGGGUUGGGUAAACUAAAUUUUGAGUAAGUAAAAGGUUGGGUAAAUGAAAAACAAAACAACUCAAGGGUUGGGUAAUAACAAAUUAUUGUCAUUUCCAAAGCAUGACUCACUGAAGUAUUGGGGACUAAAACGCAAUGGCAACAGUAGGCCCUACUCUGGGGCGAUAACGAGAUAAUGCAAGUUUAAUUAAGCAAAUUUAGGUGAUUUAAGCAAAAUCUGCAAUUUAAGCAAUGCGAGUUUGAGCGAUAUAGGGCAAUGUAAGAAAACAAUUAAAAUUUUAGGGAAUGCUGUUUUAGGUGUUUAGAGGUAAUUUCAGGAAUAUACAACUAUAUCCCUGAUGACUCCAAUGAAAUUACCAUUAACCUACGCCAAGCAUCCAAACAUGAGUGUUCCCACAAACAAACACACACACAUGCAGUGUAUGAAGCAAAAUAUACAAUUUAACAAAAAAAGUUGAAGUCUGCUUGAGGGGGUUCUGGAAACAAACAAUACACUGUAUGCGCAUGACGAUCAAGUGUUUAAAGGGUAAAUAAGCUCAAUAUUCAUGACUUUUUCCAUCCAUUGUCUAUUUCGAAGCCAUUGGGGUAUUAUUAAAUUCAUGACACAACUAUAUUAAUACAUGACCACAUGUUCACAUCAUAUGCAAUUGCAAACAAUUUUCAAAGGAGUAGGGUACAUAAUUGCAAUAUAACAACAUAUAAGUAAAUUAUACAGGUCAUGAACUUACCAGUUUGUGUUGAGUUAAAUUUUAAAAUUUUUAUGACAUCAAAUAUUAUUUAUUUAUUUGCAAAUCAAAACAUUUUAAAAUUCUCGUGUUUUGUUUUGUAUUGCGCCCGCGAUAUAUUAAUGGUAUUAACUGCUGUGAAUAUGAUAUACAUUUUUAAUACAUUACAUUUGCGCUCAAAAGUUCAGGAAGUGAGUUUCUAGAAAGGAUGAAAACUCCGUUUUAUAUAUGGUAUGUAAAAGGUAAUUGUUGUUUACCGUUUAUUUUGUAUUCAGGUAUGGGGAAUUUAAGCGAUGAGAGUUGCAAAACUUGCAAAUGUAGUCUGACUAGUUUCUUUGACGUCAUCAUUUAAUAUUGUGCUACAUUCAUUAUUCAAUUUAUUCAUGGCAAUUAGCCUUCUAUAAGCCAUACAAAUGAUUAUAGCUUAUAGCCCACCUUGCCUUUAACAUUGAUCCUAUAUAUAAUGAAUUAACAUAACUAACUUGAUUAUGUUGCUAGUCGAGUAUGGGACCUAUGGUUCUUCUAGGACCUUCUAGAUCCUCGAGUAGCACAAUUAAUAUAAAGUCUCCGUAAGGCGGUAAUAUUAAAGACUGUUCUUAUUUAUGCAUGACCUUUGACUAUUAAGUGGCCAAAAAUUGUGCCUACAGUAAUCAACUUAUUCCACUAUCCAGGUUGCAUCACUUUUGAUUGCAAAACACCCGGGUUUAUUAUACAUGGAUUUGCCAGCAAAAUAGCAGCAAUUGAUGAACUUGGUGUUAUACUAAGAUUUACUAAAUGUGUAAAGAAACAACGAAAAGUAUAUAUCAAUCAGAGUCAUUAUCUUGAUCAAUUUCCGAUGGGAUCUCCAAAGAAAGUAGCUACAUGUGCAGACAACAUGAAACUUCACACUGCAGAAAAUUUCACAAUCCAUUAUCAAACUUAUGUCACAGAAGUGGUAAAGGACAUAUGUGACAACUGAAUAGUACCUUUUGUAAAUUUUUUGGCCAGGGGUGGGUAUUUAUUUUUUAAUUGAUAUUUGAGGUUGGGUAAUCAAUUUUGUUUACUUUUUAAUGGUUGGGUCAGCAAAAUUUUUGCUACGAAAAACAUUUCUCUUCGGUGCCACCCCCCGCCAUAAAUAAUGACCGGUCCCUAAAGACAUUCUUAGAGCUAGUCAGAAUAUGCUCUGUGUUUGUGUUAUCAACUAAGUUAAAAUAAAGUUUAAAUAAAUAAAAAUUUUCCAAAGAGAAAAUCCACAGUAUUGUGCAGCAGAGACCUACCGUCUGAAUAGGUGACACUCUAGCUCAGGCAGAGUAAAACAAACUAGGAUGUACUGUAAUUGUAUUUUGACAUGUAGUAGCAGCAACGUUAAUUAGGUUAACACGCAAGAGACAUGGGCAGAUAGUCUGGGCAUAGUAGUCCAUGAUGCUAUAACUUUAUUUUUAUACUUUACCUCUUCUUGAGGAAAUUUUUAUCAUGUAUCUUUAAUAUGUAUUUUCUACAGUGUCAAAAUAUACUACCACAUAAGAUUUAUUUAAUUUCUAGCAAGUCAUGGAGUGCCACUGGAUUCUACGCUAUUGUGAAAUUGAACAAACAGGAUUUUCAUUGUAUCAUGACAAACUACCAUGUUUUUCAUGAAAUGAAAAAACGUGAUGAUGGCAUGGUGGCUGUCUUUCAUCAUGAGAGCACUGAAAAAGAAUCCAAUGAAUUUUUUCUUCACCCAUUCGUAUUAUUUGCACAUAGCAAGGUAUGUACCACGUCAAGCAUUUUAGUGUAUCACCAUUUUUCAGUGGCUUGAGGCAUCCCUCCCCCACUUAGCCUGCGUGUCAGGCUCUACGCUUGAAAUAGAGCCUGCUACUAAAGUCGAUGAAAAUUGGACAGUCAUUUGGAUACACGAAAAUAACAACCAAUCAAAAUGGCGCUUGUUAAUUAGAUUAUCAAAGGCAGCUAACUUAAAAUAUGACAAUAACGGCCAAUUUUCCCGCCAAUAUCUCGAAAAUAAAUAUUCAAUUUCCAUAAAACGGCCAGGAAUUACAUACUAAAUGCUGUGCUAAAUGAUAAUAUACAAUUAUUGGACGAGGUUGAGCAAAAUAUCGUGAUUUAUCAGUGGCGAGCAGAUCAAUUAUUUGCCGAUGCCGAAGGCAGAGGCAAAUAAUUGAUCUGCGAGCCACUGAUAAAUCAAGAUAUUUUGCGAUAUAGCCGAGUUCAAUAAUUGUUUUAUCAUUUACCGAUUAGUAUUUGUAAAUUAUUAUGGGCACAAGUUAAGUAACAAAUACAAGAACAGUCAACGGAAAAAAGUAUAAUUUAAUCUGACAUACACAACGUAAAAAUACUGUAUUGCACAAAAAUUGUGAUUUUCAUAAAAUCAAGCAUGUAAACAAUUUAACUUUUGUUGCCUUUUUUGUGUUUUCGGCGUCUUUUUCUCCAGUAAAGGUACGUUUGCACGCUGCGAUUUGUCGGGCCGAUUUUGCUCGCUGUAUGUAAAUAACCUGUCAUGAGUACUCGCGUCAGCGCCUUGCGAUUCGCAAAAUCGGGAGAAAAAUCUGUAGCAAAGCACAGAUUUUUCUCACGAUUCAAGAUUUUUCUUCCGUUGUAAAGUUGUUGAAAACUUUUCGCACGCAGAAAGCUAUAAUAUAAACAGACGAGAGAGCGGACAGCUUCAAUUGAACGUUUAAAUCGCUAAAUGUCGAAGAAGGGGCAACGAUUAUUUGCCAAAAUCGGCCCGACAAAUCGCAGCGUGUAAACGUAGCUUAAAGAUGACAAAUCGCUUUCCGAUAGCACGCCAAAAAGAGAAGACGAUAUUUUUAAAUUUAAGCUGACGAAUCAUUUUCAAAGUGCGCAUGCUCAUUGAAGUAUUUGCGCCUGAUCGAUAUUUGCACACAGUUAUUUGCAGGUAAAUUAACCAAUCAAUAUUGAGAAUACUAUAAAGUGAAUGAUAAUAACAGUUAUUGACCGUGUUUAUAGACAGCAAAGGCAGUAAUUAAUGCGGCCAAAAGUACAAUUACAAGUACGGAAUAUCAUAUUAUGUAAACAACUUGAUAUUACCUUACAAGGCAAAGCUAUUUAUUUCUGACCAAUGGGAAUUUUGCGUACGAGUCGUACGCAUAAAUCCACUUUUUAUUACUUCAGAGACAGAGUUCAGUAGCAGGCUCUAUUUCAAGCAUAGAGCCUGACAUGCAGGUCAUCCCCCACUGUUUGUACGUAAUACACAAAACAUGAGCAGUCGAUCUGUAUGGGAUUGGACAGGUCAAACUCAUACCUGAAAUUCCAUGAAAUUCCAUGUUUAUAGACUAUUUUAAAAUAAUAAGCUAUUUUAGCUGGAAAACAUCGAACAAAGUGGUUAAUUAAUAUGUUUAGCAUGAAAGCAAAAUCUGUAUUUGAUUUGCAGACGUUAAUUAAACAUUUAUUUAUUUUGACUUAACUCUAUGCAUUAGCCAUGAAUUUGAUAAAGUUCUUGUUAAAUUAUUUUUUCAGGAGCUCGAUUACGUAUUGAUUGAGAUUGAUGAAAACCUAAUGGCAUCUAUAGGUGUGAAACCAAUUUUGGCCCAUAGCAGUGAGCUACCGAUCGUCACGAGUGAUGAUACAGUGUGCAUUAUUCAACAUCCUGGGGGAAAGAUGAAACAUUUUAGUCAGGGCGCAGUCAAGAGUGUGAACAAACCAUGCAUAGAAUACUAUGCUGAUACGUUAGGAGGAUCCUCCGGAGCUCCUGUGUUUGUGGUAAAGGAAUCUAAAUUGUUACUGGUUGGGUUGCACAGCAAGGGUUUGUCUCACCAAAGUAACUGGAAUAAAGGUGUGCUUCUUUCAGAGAUAUUACAUCAUCUUCAUACAGGAAAGGGUAAGAUUUAUUGCUUCUUAUUCUAUACCAAAUUUACAUACAGUAGUAUGAAUCCCCGAGCGCCGUUCCGGGCGUACGCCCGGGGCAAGGGUACUAAUUCCGCACGGAUACUAACUCCGCAUGGGUGUCAUCUCACUGAUCUCAAAAAUCCCGCAAAAAUUUAAAAACAAAUAACAAAGUUUGGAAAAUCAUUUCACACAGUAUGUUAAUUGUAAAGCAUUUUAUAUAUAAUUUAGAAAUUGGUAGUUCUAUUAGUUAAAAGUGUUUUACUUUCAUUUAUUUUUUGCCGUUUUGUACAAAAAAAUGUGCUGCCAUGGCUCAUAGAGAUUAUAAAUAACACUAGAGGAGGCAUUGUAAUCUUAAUUCAGUAAAAAAAGGGAACGCAGCUAUUGGGGGGCAAAUUCAAGUCCCGGAUGUGUAUUCGUGUUCUCAUUGGUGACGAGUUUCAAAUCAGCCAAUGAGAGCACGAUUUUAUAUCCGGGACUUGAAUUUGCCCCCCAUUAGCUGCGUUCCCAAUUUUUAAACUCGAUGCCUCCUCUAGUGUUAUUUAUAAUCUCUAUGCCAUGGCUCACAUGACGUGAGCAACAUGGGCCUGCGUUAAUCAGUCAGUUGGCGUUAUUCGGAAUUCAUACUUCAUGUUAAAACAAUUCAUGUUCGGAAAAUAAAGGCGAGGGGUUGCUGCAUGCGUGCAUGCAUACAUAUGUAUUUCGGGUGUCGAGGGGUUGCUGUAUGCAUGCAUGCAAUCACGAUUCAUACUGUGACAGCUCGAAUUCAGAAAACAAGGUAGGGGAAGGGGAACACGUCUUCAUAUACUUACUGAAGGACACUGAACACUUUAAUCACUGUCUGCUGGAUCCUGCAUAGGAAAAUAUAUGAUCAGUAAAUCUAUUACUGUAUUCUUGCCCUAGUCUGAUAGAUAAGUUGACAUCGGGUGGUGGAUCGUAAGAUUACGGUGAGUGGUGAGUUCCGCUCGCUGACAAUUCUUUACAAUAAAUAUUGCUUAUAUAUACAAUAUAUCGAAGUCCAGUUUAUGAGACAGUAUUCUGUAACAAGCUGCUGUUGGGUUGUAUCUGAUGCAUCAGUAAAAAAGAAACACAUCGAUGCUUCCAAUUAAUAUUAUUAUACUAACAAUAACCUCCUAUAACGAUGGGCCUUCUCGAAACCAUGAAAUCUUUCAUUUGUUUCAGGUUGUCGAGAGACAACCCAACCGAACGUCAUCGGCUAAUAUCAGAGUAUUGUCUUACAGUUACAACGCCAAAUUUUCUAUCGAUCGGUGUUCCUUGUCAAAUGGAAAGUGGUUUUAAUCUCAUUGGUAAGUAUAUUUCUUAAAAGGGUCUUUCUAAAAAUAUACUGUACUUGAAUAUAGAAUGCUCAUGUUCUUUGUUUGCCAGUUUACUUUUGCUUUUACAGUAAAGUAAUUUACUUCUAUAUUAUACUAACCUGAAAUCUAAAUUGGGGCCUGAAUUUCAGGUUAAUAUUAUACAAGAAACUAUCACAAAAAUUGUUCGUCCAAAACAAACUUAAGUGUAUGGUAUAAUUCACUUGCUGGAUUCUUGAUUAUAUGCCGCUCGUUAUGUCGUUUUUGUUUUCCGUUCCAGGUAUUUCUGGCGCUGAGAGGUGGAAAGAUGUAAAAUUACGAUUUGCCAUAAUGGGGGAUAGUGGCGCCGGCAAAUCAGCAUUCAUCAACGCAAUAAGAGGGUAACAAAUUUUCAUAUUUCUUCUUCUAUGAAAAACGGUGCUCUUGUUUUUCUUCCAUAGAUUAUAGAUACCUGAAUUUAUUCUGAACUAUGUAUAAGCCACCAAUUAUUAAACAGAUCAGUGUACGUAUACUGUCGUAUGUGAUGAGAUUUGCAUAUACAGUACAUGGAAUAAUUUUAAUGUCCAGAAAGUGAAUGUCAUUAUUGUCAUGAGCGAGAACUUCAUUAUGGAAGGUAUAGGAGAAAACCUUUAUUCAUUACGCUUAAUUCUAACUUGUAUAGAAUUGAAGAUGACGAUGAUGGUGCAGCAGAAGUAGAUGUGACUGAAACAAGAACGCAACCUAAAGAGUACAAACACCCUGAGAACCACGACGUUAGUUUCGUAUAUCUACCUGGCAUUGGUACGCCAAACUAUCCCGAUCUUCCAACUUACGAUAAAAAAGUUGGUUUGGAAGACUACGAUACUUUCCUCAUUUUCACUACAACGCGUUUUACAAAAAAUGAUUUGGAAUUGGCCAAGAAGGCGAAAUCCCUUGGAAAACCGUUUUUUCUUAUCCGCACAAAGAUCGAUGUCGACCUCACGCCAAAGAAAGGAAAAGCAGCUAUCAACGAAGAAGCAAUAUUGCGAAAAAUAAGAAACAAUUGCAUGGAUAACGUGAAAGACUUGAUAUCCAGUGAGAAAGAAAUAUUUCUCAUCAGUAAUUACGAUACAGACAAAUAUGAUUUCAAUCGUCUUAUCGAAGCAAUGAGCGAAUUGCCUGUACUUUUAAGUCAAAGUAAGUGUUCUUAUAUUUCAAACUUAAUUACUGUGACUUGAUUGAAUACACAAAGCAUAGUGUUUCACUGCAUACGCGGCCAUAAAAUUAGUCUCUUAUUCCCUUUGGUUAUCUGUUGGAUCACUGAACCUUAUAAAGCCAUGCCGAAAUUUAAAAAAAGUCAAAUUUACCUUACCGACCUAAACGGUGAAUAACAUGUUUAUUUUUUUUGUUUGAUGGUGAUAGUGAAAUUCAAAAAAAUUCCAGUAUUGCGAAGUACAUUUGAGAUCAGUUCCGUUUGUUACUUUAGUCCAAGCAUGGCUGACAAACUGUUUCAAUAGAUAUUUUUUACUCAAUAAGAAAAUACAGAAGGUAACCUAAUUAAUUUAUUGUUAAUUUUCGUGAUUGCUUUACUGUAUGAACAUGCUUAAAAAUCCUUUUUGACACACAAGUCACAACUACAAAUUUUAGUUGCCGAAACAUUUUGUUCAUUACAACAUUUAUAAAAAAAUAUUUGACCGAACUAAAAGCCCAGGAACUGCUGUUUACGGUUUUUUAAAAAAAUUAUGUUUAGUUUUGGAGCAUUUGAAUUGAAACAUGUAGCACUGGCCAGUGCUUUUUCGAUGUUUAUAUUUCUUUGAAGUCAAUUAGCCUUUCUCAUUUCAGAACCAUCCUCAGAGAUACGAAAAACUAAUUUCAUAUUAAUCUGACACUGCAAUCGAGCAACGAAAAAUUCGUUGGCUCGAGCGGGAUUUGAACUCGCAUCUUCGGGUAUCUAGACCGCCGCUCUACCUAUUGAGCUAUCGAGUCAACAGGGAUUGGUAGCGAGUCUUAUCCAAUUUAAGUGCACGAAAUAUUUUCGUGACGACUUAACGCUUGCCUUAGAGGACGCGCAGUGUUUCAAUUCUAUUUCAGAACCAUCCUCAGAGAUAGAGGUAGAUUCAUUCCUCAGAGAUAGAGCGGCGGUCUAGAUACCCGAAGAUGCGAGUUCAAAUCCCGCUCGAGCAAACGAAUUUUUCGUUGCUCGAUUGCAGCGUCAAAUUAAUAUGAAACUAGUUUUUCGUAUCUCUGAGGAUGGUUCUGAAAUAGAAUUGAAACACUGCGCGUCCUCUAAGACAAGCGUUAAGUCGUCACGAAAAUAUUUCGUGCACUUAAAUUGGAUAAGACUCGCUACCAAUCCCUGUUGACUCGAUAGCUCAAUAGGUAGAGCGGCGGUCUAGAUACCCGAAGAUGCGAGUUCAAAUUCCGCUCGAGCCAACGAAUUUUUCGUUGCUCGAUUGCAGUGUCAGAUUAAUAUGAAACUAGCCUUUCUCACGCCGCCAUUCUUGGGUGGCUUUUCAUCCGAAGUCUGCGAGAUAAGUCCAGGCACAUAACAGCGACUUUUUAUAAUUUUUUGGACAAAUGAUGGUAAAUUUGCUUUAUAAAUGGUUACUUUAUUUUGCAAAAUUGCUUUUCACAUUGUUUUAAUUGUCUGCAUUGGUUAACGACUAAUAACGAGAAUUAGAUGCCAAUUAAAAUGGCGGAAAUUCAUCAUCGUGAGAAAGGCUAAUUCACCAUAUUUUACUAUCUUUAGUAUCGAUAGGGUGGAUUUUCAAAUUUUUGGGUAGUUUUUGAGUUUGAAAAUUGUCUUCAAUCCUCGGUUGUCGCCAAAAAAUAACAUUUUCGACCACGGUCAAGAUGUCGUAAAAAGCUGUUCGCUCUUGCAGCCAAUAAGAUUGCAGGAAAUAAAAAAUAUGGAAUGCCCCAAAAACGGAGCCCACGGAGCAGUAGAAAAACCACAAUUCCUUAUGAUAAACUACAUUCUAGAGGCUCUUUGCGAGGCAAAAGAAACGAGAGGCGAGAAUAGCCUCUGGUCACAUCGGUUGCAAAUCCCAUGCACUUCCACACUUGAUUAGGUUCAGAAUUUGAAUCUCGCAUGUGAUAGGCCAUUUGUAAAAAUAUGUCAAACCGGUUUGGGAAAUAAACAUUACUGUACAAGCUUAUUAUAGCUAUCAUAGCUAUAAUUAUAUUGCCAACUGUCGGAGAGAUUUCAGUGGUUUGUUUUGGAAUCUCGGGUGAGAAUGUGAUGUCACCCAUCACGAUAUUCCACGCAUGCAGACUUGUAGCAAAGAAAGCAAUGAAAAAUAAAACAAGAAAACUGCAAUACAUAUAUUUGUGAACCAAAAGAAUUAAUAAUUCAUGAGUACAUUCGCCAACCAUAUUGCCUUAUUUUGCUCACAUGAUAAUACUGGUUACCUGAUGAAGUAUAUUGAUCCUGUCCUAGGACUGGAUCAAAAUUAACUGAGAGUCGUCUUUUUGAUGGAUGAUAUGUUAUUGAUGAAGGCAAGAAACCUUUUUCGCGGCUGUUCAGUUAAGCAUGGUUUUGUUUUGGUAUUUCUUUAAACAUUUAAACAAGUGUUUGUUCCAAGAAUACAAGUGCUCAUCUAGGGGAGUCACAGUCACACCAGUAAUAUAUUCAGUCUCGAACGGUCUGUGCCAGUGUAUAGAUAGCGACAAUAACAAGACAACUGUGGAUUGAGAGAUACAACUAGCUGAAAUAAAAUACAAGCAGAACUUCAGAGUUCAACGGUAUUUGAACGGUUUGGUGAUAUAUUGUUUCUUUUGCCGGCUUAUGCAAGGGUGUGUAGUUUUUAUUUAUUGACAACAAUUAUCACUUAUUUACUGAGACCGCGGGAAACAGUGUGUUUUGUUGCCCGAGGGGUCACAAAACACACUGCUUUCCAUAGGUCUCAGUAAAUAAGUGUUUUGUUAUAUAGUUUAUAAGUGUCAAAGUAUGAAUAAUCCACCGGUUAUUGGAGUGAACUUAAUUUGAAACCAAAACUGGAUAAAUGGAACGCCGUAAAUGUUUAAUAAAAAGUUUAGAAAAUGAACUUGGAAAUUCAUGGUUGACGCGCAUGCGCAUUGCACCCAUUAUAUUCUUGACCGGUCAAUAAAUGUUUCAUUGUGUACAAGUUGCCUCCUCGCCAAAUAGCAUGCAGUGAACAUGACGUUUUGUGGACCGGCACGUGAUAUGGUUUUGACCAAUCGGCAGAAAAAUUGAACUUUGACACUUACUAUAUAACAAUACAAAAUGUUUUUCAGACGAGACAACAGUUUUAAACGAAGAGUGCCUUGCUAUAAAUGAAGAGUACCUGGCUGAUACAAAAGCAUACAUUGAGAAGAAUGGUGUUUCUGGCAUUAAAGAGUUUCUCGACAAAAAAAUUGAAGGAUGGAAAAGAGUGGAAAUACAAUUUGCCAUAACAGGAGAUAGUGGCUCAGGAAAAUCUGCCUUUAUCAACGCAAUUAGAGGGUGAUAUUUUCAUGCUUAUUCUUUGCCAAAAAACUGGACUGUAUAUACCUUAGUUUUCGUGCAUACAUUGAUACGCAAGAAAGAAAGAACUCAACAAUGCAUGGCUGACACUUGCUGUUGGGGAAUCUCAGUUUUUUAUGUUUUUGCGGCCGGUUGUUCGAAAGCGAGUUAGCGUAAGUCUAGGUUAGCUUUAAACGUCAAAGCAAAUUUCCCAACAGCUUGCUUACAAACUUAGAAAUAUAGUUCCAGAAAUCCUGUCUGGAUCAAUAAAAGUUUAGUUUUCAAGGCUUUAAAACAAACCAACAUGCAGAAAUGCGCAAAUCAUGACAGCAGGUUAAAUUUUUACCCAAGGUUAGCGCUAUAAUCGUGCUUUGAAUGACCGGCCCUUAGUCUUAAAUUCCAUGCGCAUUUGCUUAUUAAUUUAUAGUCUACCAAUUCUUUCAUAUGUGUAAAAUUGAAAUUUCGCGCUCAACUCUCUUGUCUAGGCUUAAUGACUACGAUAAAGGUGCAGCAAAAGUAGGUGAGAUUGAAACAACGACAGAUCCAAAGGAAUACAAACAUCCUGACAACCCAAAGAUUAGUUUUGUAGAUUUACCCGGCAUCGGUACGCCGAACUAUCCUGAUCUUCCAACCUACUGUGAAAAAGUUGGCUUCGAAAAUUACGAUACCUUCCUCAUUUUCACUGCAACGCGUUUUACACAAAAUGACUUGGACCUGGCAAAGAAAGUGAAAAGCUUAGGAAAGUCUUUUUUUCUUAUUCGCACGAAGAUCGAUGUCGACCUCAUGCGAAAGAAAGGAAAAACACCCAUCAACGAAGCAGCAAUUUUGCAAGAAAUCAAAAGCAAAAUCGUGUAUAACGUGAAAAACUUGGCAUCCAGUGAAGAAGAAAUUUUCCUGAUUGGUAACUACGAUAAAGACAAAUGGGACUUCGACCGUCUCAUUGAAGCCAUCAGCAACGCCUUGCCUGUUCGUCAAAGAGAGACUUUAACUUACUCUUUAUCAAAUGUAACACGUGAAUGUUUAAAGAGAAAGGCAACUUUUCUCAAAGGUAGGCAUUGUUUACACUCGUGCCAAUAGAAGCAAACUUCACGCAAUUCCUCUGAUCAACACCUGAUUUUUCAUUUCUAAACAUACUUUUGACUUUAUGUUGGGAACAAACGUUAUUUUUCUGAACUUCUUUGCAAAUUACUAAUGUUCAAAUGAAUUACAAUGUUACAACAACAAGAAUGCACCACGACAAUAGUCAAAACGUUUUAGUUUUCAGGCGGAGCCGUUAUCAAUGCUUACAUGUCAUUGGUCUUGGAAUUGCUACAUAUAAUAUGAUUGUUAAUUCAAACAUAGGAAGGUGUGACGUUUUUUAAGGAACUUCCUCAAAAUCGUGAGGUAAUUAUAUGUGGAUACCGGGUACGCGGAUGUGUUGAUCAAAGGAAUUUCUUGAAGUUAGCAUAUGAAUUUGUAGUUUUGAUCAACAUCUUGUCUGUCUUACUCUUUCAACACAGUCUUGAUUGCAAUAGAAAAUAAAGGACCUAAAAGUUAAAACAUUAAAAAACCUACUAUAUACAAAUAAAAAUUGGCGAUCUAGAUUUGGUUCAGGUUUGAUAAAAAAAUAGUCAAGUAUCUGCUCUUUAUUGUUAUGAACUUUUGUAGGUCGUUUGUAUAAUUUGCUAUGUUUCUUUGUCGACCUGUUUCUUUUCUGGUGUUUUUUGUUUGCAUAUUGCAGAUUGUUUGUAAAUUUGUUGUUCUAUUUUCCACUAAUUUUGGUCAGUUUUUGUCUGCUGUUCUUUAUUUGUCUGUUUUGUAAUUGGUUUGUUCUAACGCUUGUCUUACUUUUCAACGUUUAUUUUACAUUUUGAGUGUUUUGGAACCCCGUUAUUGAAGAAUUGAUCUAAGUGUGGUAAUUCCAUGCAGCCAUCGAGGAGUUUAAUUUAUAUGUCAUAAACUGUAUUAUGUAUAUAAAAUUUAAAUGGCAAAUUUUGUAAAUAAAAUAAGAUAGAAUGAGGCGGAGGCUUAUGCAGAGAAAUGAAAAUGUCUUAAAAAUCGUUGGUUUGCAGAAGAAAAGCUAGAUAAAAAGUUAUACGAAUGAGAGCAAAAAAUAACGGUGUAAGGCACGUGAACUGUUUUGAAUUUUAAAGAUUCAACUUUCAAAUGAUGAACCUGGUCGAAAAUAAUUAAUUUGAAUUCUUUAAUUUUACAAAACGUUUUCGAUGAUUUUAUUGAAUUAGCAUAUUUAGACAAGUCAGAAUAUUGGUAUCGCCACCUUAAGUGAUGCCAGAAGGCAAUAUAGGAUAGUGAUUUCAUCCAGUAUAAGAUUCUGAAACUUCCACUAAACUUAGAGUUGUAAUUCCGCGAAAUAUGGUGGGGGCAUGUUUUUGGGUCACAAGACUAUACCAUCGGUUUUAGCUCUUUGACGUUCUUGGUUUGCAUAUAAUUUGUUUAAUCCAAGUUUUGUCGGGAAAUUUAUAAUGGUCUUUUUUUACAAAAACUAUAUAUAAGUAUUUUGUUUCAGAUAAUUAGGGUAUAUUGAGAGUUUCAAGUUUUAUGGUAUUGAUCUUUAAUUUUGAUAUUAUUAAUACAGAAAAUGGUAACUAUAUAGCACAAUGUUAAUAUUUUUAUUACUUUAUAUUAAUAUAGCUUCAGCUGUUCUAGUGGCAGUCGUUUCAGCAGGAACUGGUGCAUUUUAUCCAAUCGACCGUGCCAUUAUAGAAGGAGCAAUCGGCUACUACCACAGACAGUUUGGUCUCAAAAUAAAGUCAGAAGAAAUUGAGUUCUUGGUUAAUACAUACUGGCAGGAUUCAAUUAAAGAAGGCUCUAUAUUCGCACUUGAAAGAGUUGUAAAAUAUGGUUUGGUCGUUGGAAUGACCAUCGCAGGGAGCAAAUCGUUUAUUUUAACAUUGCAGUACCUUGUACAUUAUGUAAACGAACUAGAAAAAGCUGCCUUGGCUGUCUGGGAUAACGCAGUUAAGCAAAUCAAUUCAGGAUAGAUAGCUCGUAUAUAUACGAGCACAAAUAAUUAAUCGACACAUUUUGCAGUGAAUUGAAUGAACUCUUUUUUUCGAGUCUUUUGGCGUUGGAAGUUUCGAAUGACCGCCAUAUUGUAGGUCGGUUCUAAACUUUUUAGAAUUGUAGUUAUAAACAAGGACAAAUAGCUCGAAAUGAACAUUACCCUAAUACCCUGUAUGUUCAAUAUAUUUUAUCAAUCAAAUCUGAGCCUUAGCUCUCUUUAGUUAUAUGCAUGUGUCGCUCUCGAAUCAGCAAUUAAAUUAUAGAUGAUGUAAUUUUAAUCCUUUUUGUAUAUAUACUUUUUACUUUAUAAAUAUUUGUAAAUAUUUUCAUGGCACAGCUAAUAUAUACAGUUGUUAUAGGUCACAUGAGUUAUGAUUGAAAUAAUAUUGUAUUUAUUUUAAAAGACCAACUUGAAUCCCUUGAUCGUCGAUUAUUUUUUCUCUCGAAGUUCUGUAAACCUUUUAAACGGCUCGAAGUCAUUAUACUAUCACUCUACAUGACGUUUCACAACGUACAGUUGAUCGUCGACAAGUAAGGAACGCGGGCGCGAAAAGUCGAAGGCGGCGGAAAAAAGGAGAAUAUUUAAAGUAUAGAUUCAAUACACGAUUGAUUUUUCGUAUGUUUUUACAUGAACUUGGUUAGCGUCACACUCUCACAUUUGAUCAUUUGC